Messenger RNA from Colletotrichum godetiae, 2035 nucleotides. Its product is annotated as C6 zinc finger protein. The record is from RefSeq and is a predicted model, not a curated record. NCBI's taxonomy places the organism in Eukaryota, Fungi, Ascomycota, Sordariomycetes, Glomerellales, Glomerellaceae. The transcript has 2 exons. Bases 178 to 1902 code for a protein of 574 amino acids.
CAGGUCCUCAAUUGCCCACCGCCCUCGCCAUACGCGCACUAGCACACCCAAAGUGAGGACAGGAUGUGUCACCUGUGAGUCUUCAUCCAAUUAUGAGGGAACUGAAUAAAUGACUGGACACUGCUUACUCCGUGCAGGAAACGGCACAUCAAGUGUGAUGAGGCCAAGCCUCAUUGCAUGAACUGCCUCAAGACCCGCGGUGUCUGCGAUGGCUAUGCUAUCAAACCACGGAAGACAAGAAGCAAGGCUCCGAGGGACUUGGAACCCUCGAACCCCGAAACAUCGUGUCGCCGGGCCAGCCCGCGCCUGCGCAUCCGGGAACCCAAUGUAAACACUCUUGAUUUCAUCGAUGAUAUGCAAAGCGUCUACUUCAACGACUGGAACGAACUGGUUCGCGUCUCGCUCGGUGGCGCUCACUUUUCUAGGACCAACCUCUGGACAACCACGAUGCCUCAGCUCACCCGCCGGAACCCAGCUCUGCGACAAGCGGCUAUGAGUAUCGGGGCGAUUAGCAGGGCACUGUCUUCGCAGGGUUCCCCUUAUGUUGUUGUCAGGAAUUUUGGCAACAUCGCCAACCUCCUGCAGAGUCCGCAUUAUCAGAAUGCCAUCGUCUACUACUGCAAGGCACUUCGUCUACAGGGGCAGGCCGACUUCCAGACUGCUAGCAUCCAAGAGGCGGUACUCCUAUCCAUACUGUUCGUCGCAUUUGAAGCCUUGCGGGGGAACCGACACUCGGCUCUCCAACAUGUCAAGUUUGGUUUCGUAUUGUUGCAAGAGCUGCUUACUAGCGAAGACUCGGAUCAUCGCAUCUGGAACCUCGCGCCUGAUCCAAGACAACUCGUUACCGAAAUUCUGGAUCUAUAUAACCAUCUGGAUGUACAAAGCCGCACCGUUCUCAGUGGUCAUGUGAAGUCCAGCCGGUCACCAGCAUACGAACUCAUCAGAGGUCUCAAAGCCCGAGGACAUACCAUUGAGACGUACAACAUGCAGAUACAACGCUAUACCGAUCCAGGGGAAGGAAGAAAAGCAAUGCCCGAGGUGUUCAGCGACGCAGAAGACGCAUAUUAUUGGUGGCAAACCUGCCAGCGACGAAUCGCCAAGCUUGGUCCUCUGCUACUAACUGUCAUUGAUGAUCUCAAAGUCGAGGAGAUCAAUGAUGAGGCCGGCAUCGACCAACUACUCGAGAUGAUGCAAAAUCAGCCAGAACUGUUAGCGUACUGCGAAAAGUCGGUCGCAAACCUCCAACAAUGGCGACACGCUUUCGAGCCGCUCUACAACAAGACGUUAUCCGACGCGAAUAUCCCACGAAAGAAGUAUCUCAAGAUCCUGCAUCUUCGUAUGCACUACCUAGUCAUGUUUCUGUACAGCUUCUUUCCUAAAUAUGCUGACGAAGCCACCAUCGCUUCCAUGACACCAUACUGUCGAGAGAUCAACGACGUCAUUGAAAUACUGCUCAGCGAGCAGCAAAAAGACUUCAAGACUCCCGCACACGUCUUCUCUAUGGAGUUUGGCCUCGCGUGGCAGCUCACUGUCGUCGCUAUGACGUGCCGCGAUCCCUUAGUCAGGGACAACUCAACCCGCAUUCUCGAAAUGUACCCGCGGAAAGAAGGGCUCUGGGACAGCAAGGCUUUCUUGGCGGUGUUGAAGAAGAACCGCGAGCUAGAGGCAGAGAAUGCCAGGGAGGGAACACUGGCGGAACAAUGGAGGCGGCUAUGUCGAAGGGAGUUUAUCUUUGAAGAUGCUGGAGAGACGAUAAUCUUCCGGUCGUUAAAGAAGAAGGAAGAAACCGGUGGAUGGGACCUAGUUGAAGAGACCACUAAGUUUAAAGGAGAAGUCAAUGGUUUAGAGUGGGAGGUUAGACCACUAAGCGGCCAGGGAUUAAUUAUGACCGGUUUAAGCUAGUUAAUUUAUCGCCUAUUACUAGUUUAUUAUUACGGAUAGCUAGUCGUAGUUAAGUAUUUAUAUAAACUUUAAGGCUAUAUAUUACGUCUAUUAUAGUUAGUUAUUAUAAAUAUAUAUCUCCUUUUAAUAGAAA